AUGUUGGACCUAUCAGUGGAUACACCUGAUAAGGAGAAGUACAGUGAAAUGGUGACACAGCAUUCUCCACGAAUGAGCUAUGAGAUGAGAUUUGUACCACAAGAUGGGCAAGAGGAUGUGGACAAGCCAGUGAGUUCAUGGAAGACUCUGGAGAACUAUUCCUAUGACAAAUAUCACUCCAUGACAGAGAUCUAUCAGUGGAUGCACCAGAUAGGUGAGAGGUACACAGACAUGGUGACACAGCACCUCCUAGGAAUGACCUAUGAAAGUCGACCCAUGUAUUACCUGAAGAUAAGUCAACCAUCCAGUAACCCCAAGAAGAGCAUUUGGAUGGACUGUGGAAUUCAUGCCAGGGAAUGGAUUGCUCCAGCUUUUUGUCAAUGGUUUGUGAAAGAAAUCCUACAAAAUUAUCAGGAUGACUCAAGGAUGAGCAGGCUUCUCAAGGGCCUGGACUUCUAUGUGCUUCCUGUUCUCAACAUAGACGGUUAUAUCUACUCGUGGACCACUGAUCGUCUUUGGAGGAAAUCUCGUUCACCACAUGAUAACGGAACAUGUUUUGGGUCUGAUCUCAAUAGAAAUUUCAAUGCCUCCUGGUGUAGUAUUGGUGCAUCUAAAAACUGCCAAGAUUUAACAUUCUGUGGGACAGGUCCAAUGUCUGAACCAGAGACUAAAGCUGUCGCCAGUUUUGUGGAGAGCCAGAAGGACAUUGUGUGUUUCCUGACCAUACACUCUUAUGGGCAGUACAUUCUCUUGCCGUAUGCCUAUACCACCAAUAAGCCAAACAACUAUGAAGAACUGAUUCAAGUUGGACAGAAGGCAGCAAAUGCAUUGAAAGCAAAGCAUGGAACCAAUUAUAGAGUUGGAUCAAGUGCAGAUAUUUUAUAUUCCUCAUCAGGAUCUUCAAGAGAUUGGGCCCGAGAUAUUGGGAUCCCUUUCUCAUACACAUUUGAGCUGAGGGACAAUGGCACGUAUGGGUUCGUUCUGCCAGAAACUCAGAUCCAGCCCACUUGUGAAGAGACCAUGGAGGCUGUGCUCUCAAUCCUGGAUGACAUGUAUGCAAAAUAUUGUCUCUCAAACAGUGCAGAGAAGGUAGCAUUCCUCCCUAUGCUGCUGUUCCUGCUGGUGCCCUUCCCUGCUCUUCUCUAA
Messenger RNA from Ochotona curzoniae (black-lipped pika), 1146 nucleotides. RefSeq names its product carboxypeptidase O (gene CPO). The transcript is spliced from 9 exons. Gene Ontology annotation, molecular function: metallocarboxypeptidase activity; zinc ion binding. The record is from RefSeq and is a predicted model, not a curated record. The coding region runs from base 1 to 1146 and encodes 381 amino acids. Lineage: Eukaryota; Metazoa; Chordata; Mammalia; Lagomorpha; Ochotonidae. Gene Ontology annotation, biological process: proteolysis.